Molecule: messenger RNA, 1314 nt
Organism: Lolium rigidum
Lineage: Eukaryota; Viridiplantae; Streptophyta; Magnoliopsida; Poales; Poaceae
Product: ethylene-response factor C3-like
Exons: 1
Coding region: 81-770 (229 amino acids)
Biological process (GO): regulation of DNA-templated transcription; ethylene-activated signaling pathway
Molecular function (GO): DNA binding; DNA-binding transcription factor activity
Source: RefSeq, a predicted model, not a curated record
CUAGCAGCACCGCUACUUCUUCGUUGUCGUCACCGCGCCUCCUCACCACUGGCGUCGUCAACUUCUUGGCCCGCCGCGCCAUGACCACGCAGCAACGAGCAUUUCCCCUCCAGUCGCCGGGGUCCUCCACCGGCUCCGUCGACUCCGCGCCGUGGCAUCGUGCCCCGGCCACCCCGCCUCAGCUCCCAUUCGACACAAACGACGCCGACGAGAUGCUCCUGCUCGACAUGCUCUCCCACUCCGCGCAGGAUGCAGCUGUGCCCUCCACGAGCACGACGGCACCGGUGAAGCGAGAGGCCGUCGACACGGAGGGAGACGUCGGCGGCGGGCGCGCGUUCCGCGGCGUGCGGAAGCGGCCAUGGGGCAAGUUCGCGGCGGAGAUCCGAGACUCAACGCGGAACGGCGUGCGGGUGUGGCUGGGCACCUUCGACAGCCCGGAGGAGGCGGCGCUGGCGUACGACCAGGCGGCCUUCGCGAUGCGGGGCGGCGCGGCCGUGCUCAACUUCCCCGCGGAGCAUGUCCGGCGGUCGCUGGACGGCGCCGGCGACGACGUGUGCGGGCGCGCCGACGGGUUGUCACCCGUGCUGGCCCUCAAGCGGCGUCAUUCUAUGCGAAGGCGGCCCGCGGGUGCGAGCCGUAAGCCCAAGGCCGCGCGGCGGCCGGAGGGCGUGAUGGAGCUGGAGGACCUCGGCUCGGAGUACCUCGAAGAGCUGCUCGGCGCCUCCGAGGAAAGCUCUGCUUCUUGGUGUUGGAGCCACAACUCUAUCUGAUUCUCAAGUCAACACUCCCGCAAUCACGAUCAGUCGGCAAGGGAAGUUCUGCUGGUGGCUUGAGAACUUCCAAUGCACGGUCGAGAAGAAGAGAAUUGGCCAUGGCUUCAAGAUGAUGGAUCGAUCAUCAUUUGUGUUUUUUCUUCUUCCAUGUUGCUUACUGCUGGCCCGGCGACACAAUUCAGCUAGACUAGCUUCUUCAUGACGAAAUUGGAGAAACCGACAGCGGAGUGAGAUUUUGUUUUUUCGAACCUCAGGUUGGCAAGAGCACAGGUGUGUACAAGUUUUCAAAUCGCCGAAUGUUUUGGUUUGAAUUUGCGCUUAGACUAGUGGAUUCAGUCACCCACCGGGUUGAGAGUGAGGGUGAGUUGUGUACAUCUUUUUGAGCGCCAAAUGCUGGGAUUUAAAUCUAGUCAAAAUUAGUUGUUGUAAAUAGUUUUGAUUUGGUCGAAAAGAGGCACGACAUUACAUAGGCGCCAAGUUUGAAUAGUACAAGAGAUUUUUGUUAGAUGGUAGUAUAAGAAAUUGUUGUUAGCUUUGGCCU